AUGAAUGAGCUUUACCGGGCCGUACAGAAGGCUACAAUAGAGUGGUUUCACAUAAAUGAAAAACGGGAUUUGCCUUGGCGACAGUCUUUUUCCUCCACCGAUGUAUUGGGAACAACCAUAGGAGCUAAUGAUUGCAUGCGCAAUCCUUACCAUGUCUGGGUUUGCGAAGUUAUGUCGCAGCAGACGCAAAUGGGCACAGUUAUUUCUUACUUUCAAAGGUGGGUAUCAAUUUUUCCCACGGUGGCUGUUUUAGCCGAGGCCUCUGAGGAGUCUGUAAAGACAGCUUGGUCUGGGCUGGGUUAUUAUCGUCGCGCUUUGUAUUUGAAAAAGGGUGCCGAAUAUGUUAUGAAGCAUUUCAAUGGAAAGUUGCCCGUCACGGCGGUUGAAUUGCAGCAAAUACCCGGUAUUGGUCCAUACACUGCUGCGGCUAUUUCAUCUAUCUGUUUUGGUGAAAAAGUUGCUUCUGUGGAUGGAAACGUUGUGCGAGUGAUAACUCGACUGCGCUGUGAGCGAGAGGUUGACCCCAAAGCUGCAAAGACCAUUAAGGCAGUGAAACAGUGGGCUCAAGAAUUGAUGGAUGAGGGGCCUUGUGAAAACCCUGGAGCUUUUAAUGAGGGUUUGAUGAAAAUUGGUUCAAGUGUGUGUAAACCUUCUGGAAGGCCUCUCUGUGAAGAGUGUCCACUUCAGCGCUUCUGCAAGUCGUAUGCUGCAAAAGCACGUGGUGACAUCGAAGCCAUUGAGGGCGUCAUUCCAUUAAGGUCCAUUGCAGCAAAAAAGAAAAAGGAAAUAGUUAUUUCUGUGAUACAUGAAUUUCGUUAUGGCUGCGUAAAUGAAGGUUUGAUGGAGAAGCGUUUUGUUGUGAUUCAAAGGCCUGAAGGAGGGUUAUUGGGUGGCAUGUUGGAGUUUCCGUCCACAACAUAUGGUUCAUCCUAUGACACUAUCCCCAUAGAGGAGAAAGCAGUUCUAAAUUCACUUAAAAAACUAGAUGCUGAAAAUGGUGCCGUGAGAUAUUUGGGCUCUGUUCGGCAUAUAUUUUCUCAUAUAGACAUGGAAGUGCUCAUUUAUUACGCGUUAUGGAAGAGCCCAAAACCAUAUCCUGGAACAGAUGACGUGGGCAUAAAGUUGAAAGAAACUGAUAGCUACAUAAAUGAAGAGGCCGUGUGUGCUUCUCUAGUGAAGGGACUUGCUGUGUCUCCCUCGCGUAUUUUUGUUAAGACCGAGGAAGAGAUUAGAAAUUCUUCUGCUACCCGUUUGCUCCUUAAGAUAUUCCAGAAGUUGCUUUUGGCUGAAAAAUCCAAAAGAAAACUGGAGUCGAUGUCGAUUUGGAAAAACUUAAGAAAAACCGGUGAUAAGUAA
Molecule: messenger RNA, 1356 nt
Organism: Trypanosoma cruzi
Lineage: Eukaryota; Euglenozoa; Kinetoplastea; Trypanosomatida; Trypanosomatidae
Product: A/G-specific adenine glycosylase, putative
Exons: 1
Coding region: 1-1356 (451 amino acids)
Biological process (GO): base-excision repair; mismatch repair
Cellular component (GO): nucleus
Molecular function (GO): oxidized purine DNA binding; adenine/guanine mispair binding; 4 iron, 4 sulfur cluster binding
Source: RefSeq, a predicted model, not a curated record